Molecule: messenger RNA, 1258 nt
Organism: Juglans regia (Persian walnut)
Lineage: Eukaryota; Viridiplantae; Streptophyta; Magnoliopsida; Fagales; Juglandaceae
Product: NADPH-dependent aldo-keto reductase, chloroplastic-like
Exons: 8
Coding region: 150-1094 (314 amino acids)
Cellular component (GO): cytosol
Molecular function (GO): aldose reductase (NADPH) activity
Source: RefSeq, a predicted model, not a curated record
UUUUCCAAUCAUUUCAAUGAACGGUUUGGGCAUGAACAAACAAACAAUCACCUGUUGCUGUGAUGUCGCUCUAAAAUUUUAUUCUACCUACUCGCCAUUUUAGUUCUCAGAUCUCUUUCUUCUGAAACGUCUGCUCAAAACAGAAGAUUAUGGAUCAAGAAACUCGAUACUUUGAUCUCAAUAACGGAGCUAAAGUUCCCUCCGUUGGUCUUGGAACCUGGAAAGCUCCUCCAGGUGUUGUAGGUGAAGCUGUCAUUUCCGCAGUCAAGGCUGGUUAUAGGCAUAUUGACUGUGCUAGUGUAUAUGACAAUGAGAAAGAGGUUGGGGUGGCACUGAAGGAACUAUUUUCCUCUGGGGUGGUGCAGCGUAGUGAGAUGUUUAUCACAUCAAAACUUUGGUGUAGUGACCAUGCUCCUGAAGACGUCUCAAAGGCUUUGAGUAAGAGUUUGCAAGAUCUGCAACUUGAAUACAUUGAUCUCUAUCUUAUUCAUUGGCCAAUUAGGACAAAACCAGGCUCACGAGGCUUCGACCCUGAAGUCAUGGCUCCCUUAUGUCUUCCAGAGACCUGGAAUGCGAUGGAGGGCCUUUACUCAUCCGGUCAGGCACGCGCGAUUGGAGUCAGUAACUUCUCCACGAAGAAGCUGCAAGACUUGCUCAAAUAUGCAAAAGUUCCACCUGCAGUCAAUCAAGUGGAAUGCCACCCUGUCUGGCAGCAGCCUGCUCUUCAUAACUUGUGCAAAUCAACUGGCGUUCUCCUCUCGGCCUAUUCUCCUCUAGGAUCUCCAGGGUCAUGGGUAAAGGGGGAAGUCUUGAAGGAACCAAUACUGAUUGAAAUUGCUGAAAAGCUUAACAAGUCGCCAGCACAAGUAGCUCUGCGAUGGGGUAUCCAGAGCGGUCACGGUGUCCUACCAAAGAGUGUAAAUGAAUCUAGGAUCAAGGAGAAUUUGAGUUUAUUCGACUGGUUCAUUCCUCCAGAACUCAUCUCAAAAUUAUCAGGAAUCCACCAGCAAAGGCUCCUCCGAGGUGAUUUUGCCAUCCACGAGAGUUGCAGUCCUUACAAAAGCCUCCAAGAACUGUGGGAUGGUGAAAUAUGAGACCAUAAACCAACUCUCACUUUUAUUUGGUCGAACAAAUUACUCAGGAUUUUUUUUUUUUUUUUUUUUCCUUUGAAAACCAAAAAUCUCAUGCUGUAUGUUUGGUUACUAGUACUUGACUAGAACCCCAAAACAUUAUCGUAAGCUUUCCUUUGGAGUUUCAU